GAUAUGCGGGUGCUUGGAUGGCUUCAAACCCAAGUUCCAGACAAACUGGGACUUUACUGGUCCGACGGAUGCACUAGGAUUAGGCCGUUGAGUUGCAUGAAUGGAGAUGGUUUUCUAGAGCUCAAGGGGGUGAAAUAUCUGGAUAUACUACAGUUUUAUUUAAACACGAGCAUGAGCAUGAGCAUGAGCAUCGGGCAGUGCAGAGAUGUGUGCUUAAGAAAAUGCAACUGCACAGCAUAUGCACAGCCAUACAUAGAUAACGGAGGCAGAGGCUGCUUGAUGUGGUUCGGGGAUCUUAUCGACAUUAGAGUGCUUCCGGGUGCAGAUAAAAAUCAGAAUAUCUACAUUCGCCUGCCGGUUUCUGAACUAGAAUCAAUCCGUAAGUCAGACAACAAGAAGAGGAGGCAUGCAAAGUUAAUAGCAGUAUCGGUUGCUGUGGGAAUUCUGAUAUCUAUCUUAACCUGUGGAGCUAUAGUUAUAGUGAGACGACAGAGGAGAAGAGGAAGAAAAAAUGAGGAUUUAGAGUUACCUCUAUUCAGUUUCGCGACAAUAGCUGCUGCAACAGACAACUUCUCCGAGGAAAGCAGGAUCGAAGGAGGAGGUUUUGGCCCUGUUCACAAGGGAAAAUUAUCAGCGGGCGAAGAAAUAGCAGUCAAGAGGCUGUCGGGAACGUCAAGACAAGGUCUCGAAGAGUUCAAGAACGAGGUUAUUCUGUUUGCUAAACUACAGCAUACCAACCUAGUCAGACUUUUGGGAUGUUGCAUUAAAGAAGAAGAAAGGAUGCUGAUCUACGAGUACCUGCAGAAUAGAAGCCUCGAUUAUCUCCUUUUCGAUCAUAGCAGGAAAACAGAGCUCACGUGGCCUAAUCGGUACAACAUUAUUCUGGGAAUCGCGCGCGGACUAGUCUAUCUCCACCGCGAUUCCAGAUUAAAGAUAAUCCACAGAGAUCUCAAAACGAGCAAUGUUUUACUGGACGAAAAUCUGAAUGCGAAGAUUUCAGAUUUUGGCCUAGCAAGGACUUUAGAAGCGACCAGUUUAUGGCCAGAACUAGAAGAGUUGUCGGGACAUAGUAAGCUCUCUUAUCAUUCUAUUCAUGAAAUCACGAAAUCAAUUAUCUCAUUUCCCAACACGACAACUUUGUUUAGUGGCUACAUGGCACCAGAAUAUGCAAUUGACGGGAUAUUUUCAGUGAAGUCGGACGUCUAUAGCUUUGGAGUCAUGAUACUGGAGAUAGUUGGGGGGAAAAUGAACAGAGGAUUUAACCAUCACGACCAUGAUCAUAUUCUUUUGGGACAUUUAUGAGGAAAACGAUAAGAAAUCAUUCUCUUGCCAUAAAUAACAUAUAAAUCUUUUUUUUAAAUUACACGCGAAUAGCAUUUUUGCAGGCAUGGUUGCUGUGGAAAGAUUGCAAAGUGCUAGAAUUGAUGGAUGAAAGUUUGAUUGAUACCUUUGUUGAACCUCAAGUGAAGCGAUGCAUACAAGUGGGCUUACUUUGUGUCCAGAAGCUCGCAGAAGACAGACCAGCCAUAAUGUUAGGAGUGAAAGGCGGGAGGGAGGAAUUGAGCACGAGUUAUGCUCUUCACUUCGAAACAAUAUGUUGUAAAUGUAGUAAUGAGAGGAACGAUCACUUUGAAUUGAUGGAAUAGUAAAAGAGUAACACUCCUCCUCAGAGGCCUAUGACCAA
Molecule: messenger RNA, 1684 nt
Organism: Salvia splendens (bonfire salvia)
Lineage: Eukaryota; Viridiplantae; Streptophyta; Magnoliopsida; Lamiales; Lamiaceae
Product: G-type lectin S-receptor-like serine/threonine-protein kinase SD1-1
Exons: 5
Coding region: 4-1302 (432 amino acids)
Biological process (GO): protein phosphorylation
Cellular component (GO): plasma membrane
Molecular function (GO): protein serine/threonine kinase activity; ATP binding
Source: RefSeq, a predicted model, not a curated record